Messenger RNA from Cryptomeria japonica (Japanese cedar), 3439 nucleotides. RefSeq lists its product as uncharacterized. Gene Ontology annotation, molecular function: protein binding. Gene Ontology annotation, biological process: RNA processing. The transcript has 13 exons. The coding region runs from base 288 to 3155 and encodes 955 amino acids. NCBI's taxonomy places the organism in Eukaryota, Viridiplantae, Streptophyta, Pinopsida, Cupressales, Cupressaceae. The record is from RefSeq and is a predicted model, not a curated record.
UGAGUUUGAACGGAUGUAUUUUGUAUACAUUUUGUUUGAUUGUAGUUGAACUGGAAAAUUCAUCGAAUUUGAGGCAUUUGAAAACAUUUUCUCAUAAUACCGUAGAAAAUAGCUGUUAAAUGGCUGUAUUUUAGAGAGGGCUUGCAGUGGAUUCGUGCAGAUUUGUAAGAUCCAAACGAGAAGCUUUUGAAUCAGAAGCGUUCUCUAUUUUGAAACAGGAGACCAGAAGCCUGAAAGUAUACAGCCCGCACCUUGUUUGUUUUUUUGAAUAAAGAGUUUGAGUUUUCAUGCGUUUAAGCUACCUGGAAACUGCAGUUCCAAUCAGAUCCUCCUUACAGAGCCUUCGAAUUCUUCAAUCGAUUGCAGAAUCGUGUAGAUUUUCUCCCCAAUUUUCGACAACAAUGUUGCUCCGUAGUUCCUCAGCACCGACACUGGGAUCUUUGAUCCCUCAUCCAGAUAAUAUCAGGGAAACUAUAGGGAAAGCAAUUACCUUGUCAGAAAAUGCCAAUCGGUUUUGUUUCCAAAGUACUCACUCUCGCUUGCAUUCUAGAUAUAACACCUGCCCUGCCGACAAUGAGAAAGAAGCAAACUCUUUGUCCAAUCUCAGGCGAGUUCAAUCAGAAGGCGACCUGGAGAGCUUGGUCAACCGAGAAUCCUCUGUUCCAGCUAAGGAUUCUACUGAAAUGUUUGAUGAUUUUAAUCUCGCUUCAUUAAACAAGCCAUGGUCUAGAAAGCUAUCUGCCAAGAGAUUGCCUUCUCUGAAAUCUAAUGCAUCACUUUCCUGGUACUGUAAUGAAAAGAAGGAAGCGGAUCAAUAUGAAAUCUUGAAAAGCGAGGUUGACGGUUUGGAAUCAAAUAUGCAAGAAUUUAGCUUUGGAAAUGAGGACAUGAGGAAAUUCAGUGUGACAAACCUUGCCACAUCUGGAAAUGAAGAGGACAUGGUUAUGGCAGAGCCGAUGUUUAUGGCUCUAGGACCUGGGUUUGGUGUGAUGAAGCCUUCGACAGACAUGGGAAGUGGAAGCGGGCAUGGAAAUUCUACUCCCAAAGAAAAUCCUAACGGCAGCGGAGGAGAUGAAUAUGAUGCUGGAUCUGAGGAUAUUGAGAGUUAUUAUCAGAGAAUGCUUGUGGUUAAUCCCGUAAAUUCUCUCAUUUUGAGGAAUUAUGCUCAGUUUUUGUAUGAGACAAAGAAUGACUAUCACAAGGCUGAGGAGUUUUACUCAAAAGCAAUUUUGACUCAGCCUGCUGAUGGCAAUGUUUUAGCACAGUAUGCCAAAUUGAUGUGGGAACUUCAUGGCGAUGAAGAAAGGGCUUCAAUUUGUUUUGAGGAAGCUGUGCGGGCUUCUCCUGCAGAUAGUAAUGUACUUGCAGCAUAUGCAUCCUUCCUCUGGAACACAAGUGGAGACCAGGAAGAUAACAUGCAAGAGCAUUCAAGUUUCUCUUCCUAUCCAGAUGUCUACAAAAUUGUUGGCUCAGCAACAAAUAGGGUGCCAUAUCAUACCCGCGGAAGAAACGCCGAAAUAGACAAUUUCCAUUGGACGGAAUUGAGGCACGAAAUGUCACGUGACGUGAUGUUCGCUGCUAGACUGCCGCGGUGGAACGAAAGGAUCGAACGGGACAAAAACCUACGGGAAAGAAAUCCUAGUGUGGAAGAUUCGUCUAGGAGCCUUCGAGAAGGCUUUGUAAAGAAUUUAGCGGCGGAUUUCUUUAAAUUUAAGCGUUUACUGCAACUCGCUUUUAUUUACCAUGUUAUUUCCGAAGCUCGGCAAAAUUGCUUUUUGCUUUUUACUUUUGAUGACGAUAUUUCUGUAUUUCUGUAUCCAUUAGACUGUUUCAAUCCAGCGCAGACCUGCGGGAUUUUCAAAAACAGUUUUGCAUUGCUCGGCCUGAUUUUUGCUUUCAUUAGUUCAGAUUAUGCUGUCCUGUUUACAUUCUUCUUCUCCAGCUCUUCAUAUGGUGCUUGCUUUGUUUGGUGUUGCCAGCCACAAACAAAAUCCUGUAUUUUUUCUCGGGCAGAGUUCGAAUUUUCAACAACAAUGUUGCUCCGUAGCUCCUCAACACCAAUUCUGGGAUCCCUGACUCUUCAUUCAGAUAACAACAGGGAAAACGUAGGAAAAGCAAAUUCCUUGACUGAAAAUGCAAACCGGUUUGGUUUCCGCGGUACAAAUUCUCAUACUCAUUAUGAGACCUGCUCUGUGGACGAAGAAAAAGAAGUGAAUUCCAUGUCCAACUUCAGGCGAGUUCAUUCGGACGGGAGCCUGGAGAAUCUGAUUGGCAAUGGCUGCCCUGUUCAAGAAAAGCUAGCUGCCGAUACAUUCUUGCAAUGCGACUCAUUUGAUGAUUUCAAUCUCAUUUCUUCGAAUAAGCCUUGGCCUAGAAGGCUGUCUGCCCACAAGCGAUUACCUUCUCUGAAAUCCAUUGCAUCUCUUUCCUGGUAUUGUAAAGAGGAAGACGAAUUCAAUCAAGAUGAAAGCUUGGAAAUUUCUGCUGAUGCUUCGGAAUCAAGUAUGCAAGAAUUUAGCUUUGGAAACGAGCGAAUGAGGGAAAGUAAUUUGAAAGGCCUUGCAAUAUCUGAAAAUGAACAGGAUAUGGUGUCAGCAAAGCCAAUGUUCAUGGCUCGAGGGCUUGGAAUUGAUAUCAUAGAACCUUCCACAGAUGUGGGAGGUGGGCAUGGAAAUUCAACUCCCAAAGAGACCUCUCUUGGUGGUAGCGGUGGAGGUGGUGGAGAAGAUGGAUAUGGAGGUGGAUCUGAGAAUAUUGAGGAAUAUUAUCAAAAAAUGCUUGAGGGCAAUCCCGCAAAUUCUCUCAUCUUGAGGAAUUAUGCUCAGUUUUUGUACGAAACAAAGCAUGACUAUUUGAAGGCAGAAGAGUAUUAUUCGAGGGCAAUUUUGGUCCAACCUGGUGAUGGGGAAGUAUUAGCACGGUACGCCAAAUUGAUAUGGGAACUUCAUGGCGAUGAAGAGAGGGCAUCAGCUUAUUUUGAGCAAGCUGUACAGGCUUCCCCUGCAGACUGUCACGUUCUUGCAGCAUAUGCAUCUUUCCUGUGGAAUAGUAAUACGGAUGGAGAAGAGGAAGAGAAAGAGCAGGAGCCUUCAAAUUUCUCAUGCAACCCACAUUCACAUGGAAUUGUUGGUUCAGCAACAGCUACCGUGGCAUGAUGCAAAAUAUCACAUAAAAAUGUCAAGGCCCCAUCACAUAUUGUGAAGGCGCUUGAAGCAUCCAUAUACCUCAUGUCGGUCGUGCACAUAGAAUUGUUGGUUCGGCAACAGCUAACAUGGCAUGAAGCAAAAUAGCACACAUGAAAAUCUCGAGGCCCCAUCACAUGUUGUGGAGGCACUUAAAACAUCCAUUUACCUCAUUGCUAAUUAUGCACAUCUCUCAUAUUUACAGUUUUGCUGCUAAGGAUUACUGAUCUACUAAUUAAAUCCUCAUCUUUCAUUAA